Molecule: messenger RNA, 4271 nt
Organism: Pteronotus mesoamericanus
Lineage: Eukaryota; Metazoa; Chordata; Mammalia; Chiroptera; Mormoopidae
Gene: TIMM9
Product: translocase of inner mitochondrial membrane 9
Exons: 5
Coding region: 245-514 (89 amino acids)
Source: RefSeq, a predicted model, not a curated record
CCCACGUGUUCUUUGCCAUCCAGCGGCUGCGCCGGCCGCCGUGACCCCGACCCUCUGCCCCCUGGACUCCACUGGCAGCGCAGCCCCCCCAGUCUCGUACUGUUGUCGGAAGCGAGAGUCUGUGCUUAAAUAAGAAAUCAGGCCUCACUGGAGACAUUCAAGCAAAAGUUGGACAACCAGUUUUCCAGAACAGAAAGGAAACUCAUGCAUCAAAAAAGGUGACUAAUAAACAUACCGAAAGAAUAUGGCUGCACAAAUGCCAGAAACUGAUCAGAUAAAACAGUUUAAAGAAUUUCUUGGAACCUACAAUAAACUUACAGAAACCUGCUUUUUGGACUGUGUUAAAGACUUCACAACAAGAGAAGUAAAACCUGAAGAGACCACCUGUUCAGAACAUUGCUUACAGAAAUAUUUAAAAAUGACGCAAAGAAUAUCCAUGAGAUUUCAGGAAUAUCAUAUUCAGCAGAAUGAAGCCCUGGCAGCCAAAGCAGGACUCCUUGGUCAGCCACGAUAGAGUCCUGAAGGACAGACUUUCCAUCGAAGACUGCCAACAGCUGUUGCUCUGGAAAUGAGGAUUCAUCUGACAGAAUCCCCUGAAACCAGCAGCCGCCAUGUUAACCAUCUGUCAUGACUGCUUGGCAAAUGGAAACCACUGGAGAAACAAAAUUGCUAUUCACCAGGGAUAAUCAAAAUAGAAGGUUCGAUGAAAACAGUAAGAUGCAAAUUUGUUGAGGCCUUAUGAUUCAGGAGCUUAGUCAUGUGAUUAGAAAAAUAAACCAUUAUUUCUUCAAUUGUGACUAUUAAUUUUAAAGCAAAAUAUGUGUUCAAUCAUGAAUGAGAUAGAAAAAUUUUUUAUUACUAAAAGUAAAAUAAAUGGAAGUGUCACUGAGCAGUUGUUUAUAUUGUAUAGUACCAUAUGAUUCUGACUGGACUGUGGAGACGUUGAAAUGUUUUUCAAUCAGGAUCAUCCUCCAAGUAUUCCUGUUCAUUCAUGUCUGCCUCAAAUUGCUGGUAAACACAUAAAAGGGUUACUUGCUAAUUAUUUCAAUGAACGAUCCUUUUCUUGCCUCACUUGUGUCAGGGUGGGCAUUACACAUUCUAGCUGCAUUUUCAUAUAUAUGUCCUCCAGAAACAGCCCAUCUGAGACUAGCUUGGGAAUGUUUAAGAGUUGACUGUUAUGCUCUACUGGAGUCUUGUGUUUUAUGCAAAAGAUGAGAACAUGAAUGAUUCUGAGUUAGACCAGCAACUAUAUUUUCAGCAGUGACAUCUGAUCAGUGUAAUAAAAAGCAAACUAAAGUUAGUGUCUUGUGGCUAAAUGAAUCCUAAAAUAAAUACAAGCAUUUUUAGGAAAUUCUAAUUGGUGCGUAAGCGUAACAAGCAGUUUAGUAAAUGUAAGUGGAUUAACACCUAUUAAUGAAUAUGCUUAUCAGUGGAUUUCAUUUGAUAUCAAUCUCAAAUUGUACUUAAGAAAACACUGAAUAGCCUAUAUGUUUAAAUUUACCAAAGUGAUAUCUAUGUUUUGUCAUACUAAUGCAAAGUGGAAGUGUUGUUCUGCUUUGAUAAUUUACUGUUUUCUAUGUUACAUCUAAUUUUUAAUCUACUAGGUCAUUUAAAUAACAACUCCAUUGACAUUACAGUCAGUAAUUGUGGUACCUUUGAAAGCACAAAGACAAAAGAUUAACAAUGCUGUUUUUAAAACUGAGAUGCUGAAACAUGUAUAAUACUCAACAAAAUAUACAAUACAUUAGUCAAACAAACAUGAAAGUAUUGGCUUGUUUCACCUUAAGGCAAGAAAGGCAAUCAAAAAAUAGAGAUGUGGCUCAUUUAAAACUUUGGGCCAUUCACACACAUACUUUAUAGUUUGUGUACUCAAACCCAAUACAGUUAUUCUGUUCAUUUCACAGAGAUAAUUAAAUAUGUGCUCACCUGGCAAAUAAGGGGAAUUUUGUGUAACAGCAUCUCAAAUACCUUGGGAGGCAGUGUGUGUUUAAAAACCUUCAGAAGUUCCCUUGGUUGCCUACACACUAAAAGAGCAUUGCUGAGAUGUUCAACCCCCAUUCUGUGCUCUCCUGAAACAGAGAAGUUCAGAGCAACAUUUUAAUGUUCCUUAAAAUAUACAUUAUACAGAUUACCAAGAAACACCAAGCAUUAAAACUCAAAAAGCGAAUCAAAAUAAAGGCUAAGUAAACAAGUCUCAUAAAGGGUAUAAAUGUGGGGGGAAAUAUUGAGCUGCCAGUUAGAUUUACUGUGGUUAAGGUGAACUAUGAGUUACUUCAUGACCUAAAUUACAGUAAGUGUACUCUAAAAGUCUGUUCUUGCUUUGGAAAUACAUAUAAGCUACAAUUUGGGUAUUCAGAAGGUGGGUACUGGCUUUUUUAAAGAUUGUGUUCUGUUAAUUGACAUGAGGCAGGUUUUCUUUACACAUGUAACGGCUAAAAUUGUAGAUGAAACAUCUGUUUUUCUGGCUAAAAUGACACUUUAAAAAUUGAGUUUAUUGUCACCUGAAACAAGAUUUAGUGAAACCUGAAUUACAUAUCCAGGAGAAGAAAAUGAGAGAUUUCAUUUCUAAGUAAAUUUUUAAAAUGAGUUUUAGGAUGAUUGGCAAUAAAGAAAGAAUGAAAAUUUGUGAAGAGUAGAAAUUAACCAUAGAAUUUCUGUUUUAAGUUAGAACAUGAAAUCAGUCUCACCUUGUUUUGGGAAACUGAGGCAAAGAUCAAUGAAAUGAUUCAAGGUUUCAAAGCUAAUUAAUGCCAAAAUCAGUAAUAGAACCUAAUGUUCUGAACCUUGAGACUUGAGUGUGCUGCAUCUCUUCCAGUGUUAAGCAAUAAUAGAAAUUGAAAUUGUGACAUAUAUUUAAUAUAACUAGGAAAUAAAAUACAUUUCACUCUAGUUAAAUAUAACAUUACAUUCUUAUUCAUGGAAAUUAGUUUUCCAUUUGUUGAUUGAAAUACAUGAUUGUAUAAAAGGUGCAUGGUGGACACAAAAAAAUGUUCCCCAGAGUUUCGUAUUAUGCUUAAAAACUGAGAAAGACAUGACCUAACUUAGACACAUCGACAAAACAAGCCUUGUUGAUAAUGUAGGUUUUAUGACUUAAGGUUUUUUGUCUAUAGACAUCUCAUUUUAUAUUUUUAAAAGAUUUUAUUCAGUUAUUUAGAGAGAAGGGAAAAGUAGGGAGAAAGGGAGAAAAACAUUGAUCGUUUGCGUCUCGCACACCCCCUACCAGGGACCAGGCCCACAACCCAAGCAUGUGCCCUGACCGGGAAUCAAACCAGCAACUUUUAGCUGAGCCACCAUGCCAGCCAGGGCUAAUUUUACUUUUUUUUUUUUUUACUUGUUCUUUUUUUUAAUUUAUAAAUCAUGUUUAUUCUAUUACAGUUGUCUCAAUUUUUCCCCCUUUACUCCCCUCCACCCAUCCAACCCCCAUCCCCCACUCCCACAGUCAAUUUCCACUCUUGUCCAUGUCCAUGGUGAUUCAUACAUGUUCUUUGUCUAGUCCCUCUUCUUUCCCCCAUUGUCCUCUUUCCCCAUCCCCUCUGGUCACUUCCAGUCUGCUCCAUGUUUCCGUGCCUGUGGUUUAUUUUGUUCAUUAGUUUAUUUUGUUGAAUAGAGUCUACUCAUAGGUGAGAUCAUAUGUUGUUUGUCUUUCAUCAACUGGUUUAUUUCACUUAGCUUAAUAUUCUCCAGUUCCAUCCAUGUUGUUACAAAAGGUAGGAGUUCCAUCUCUCUUUCUUAACUGAAGAUUGAUUUUAUUUAUUUUUUUAAAUGUCAAAGUUAAUUAUAAAAUAUUUAAAAAAUUUAAAACCAUUUUAAAGUCUCAGCAAUUAAACCAACAUGACCCCAGCACAGAAAUAAUCAAGUAGAUCAAUGAAAUAUAAUGAACAUUCUAGAGACAAAUGUAUAUAUCUAACAAUAUAAUAUAUGAUCAAGUUGGUAUUUCAAGUCAAUGGGUAAAAUAAGGUUUAUUCAACAAAUAAGGUGCAUGGACCACUAUUACUUGAAAUAAAACAAAUAUAGAGCCCUAUUUCACACAUUAUACAGGAAAUAUUCAGGUGAGUUAAAAAUAUGUAGAAUCUAAGUUUUAGAAGAAAAUAGAACUAAUGUUUUUCAUGACCUGAAGUAAAAUAUUCAAACUCAGAAGCUAUAAAGUAAAUAUUGGCAAUAUGACUACAUUAAACAUUUAAGACUGUACAGUAAUAUAAAAAAAGUUAAAGGACAAGGAAUAGAAUAGGAAAGUACUUGCAACACAUCUAAAACAUGGUUAAUAUGGUUUU